CUCGGGCAUGGGGCUAGAUUAAGCCUUUCGUCGCGCUGGGAUAACUACUCUCUUCCUCCAUAACAUCUCCUCCCUUGGUCGAUUACAGGUUCUUUGGCUUCAGAUUGGCAUUGAAUUUGAUAGAAGGGUUUAGACCACUUACACAGAACAUUGCUGUCCGUACACAUCCUUCAUACACAUCACCUGUACCUCCGCCCACUCGCCAUCAUGAGUCCUCCCGAAACGACCUUCUCCCGCGAGGAGGUUCGCUCCCACACCACCGAAGACUCGCUCUGGUGCAUCAUCGACAGCACUGUCUACGACCUCACCGACUUCGUCGAUGCCCACCCCGGCGGCGAGUCCGUUCUCCGCCAGGUCGCCGGCCAGGACGCGACCACGGCCUUCUAUAACCUGCACCGCCACGAGGUCAUCACCAAGUACGCCGACCUCGCCAUCGGCACGGUCGAGGGUGAGAAGCCCCAGGUCAUCACCCCGCAACCCGGCGACCUCAGCGAAGUACCCUACGCGGAGCCCUUGUGGCUGGCGCCGUCCUUCCACAGCCCCUACUACAAGGAGUCGCAUCGCCGAUUGCAGCGCGCCAUUCGCGAGUUCACGGACCGCUACCUCUAUACUGAGGCGCAGGAGUGCGAGGCCACGGGGCGAUUCAUCAGCCAGGAGAUGAUUGACCGCAUGAGCAAGGAAGGGAUACUACACAUGCGCCUUGGCCCGGGCAAGCACCUGCACGGUGUGGAGCUUAUGGGCGGCGUCGUCAAGGGCGAGGAGUUUGACUACUUCCACGACUUGAUCGUGGCACAAGAGAUGUCCCGGGCGAUGGCCCGAGGAUUCCAAGAUGGCAACAUGGCUGGAAUGAUGAUUGGAUUGACCGCCGUGUUGAACUUUGCCCGGGACGAGGCGUGGAAGAAGAAGAUUUCCGACGAGGUCUUCAGCGGCAAAAAGAAGCUGUGUCUGGCUAUUACUGAGGCGUUUGCUGGUUCGGAUGUCGCGGGCCUGCGCACCACCGCGGAGAAGACUCCCGACGGAAAACACUACAUCGUCAACGGAACGAAGAAGUGGAUCACCAACGGAUCUUGGUCCGACUACUUCGUGACGGGUGUGAGAACCGGUAAGCACCUGAGCGUGCUCCUCAUCCCGCGGGGCGAAGGCGUCGAAACCAAGCCGAUCAAGACAUCCUACUCUGCAGCUGCUGGCACCGCCUACGUUACCUUCGAUAACGUCAAGGUCCCCGUUGAAAAUCUAUUGGGAGAGGAGAACAAGGGCAUUCACGUCAUCCUCAGCAACUUCAAUCACGAGCGAUGGGCCAUGGUUUGUGGUAGCACCCGCGUCUCAAGAACCAUUGUUGAGGAAUGCCUGAAGUGGUCAAACCAGCGCCUGGUCUUUGGCAAGCGCCUCAUUGACCAACCCGUCAUUCGACAAAAGCUCGCCAAGAUGAUUGCUCUGGUCGAAGCCAACCAGUCCUGGCUCGAGACCAUUACCUAUCAAAUGUGCCACAUGCCCUACAAGCAGCAAGCCCAGCACCUCGCGGGUCCGAUUGGGUUGUUGAAGAUGAGCGCUACCCGUGCGGCUCACGAGAUUGCCGAUGAGUCGGUCCAGAUCUGGGGUGGCCGCGGUCUCACCCAGACCGGCAUGGGCAAGUUCAUCGAAAUGUUCCAUCGGACGUAUAAGUUCGAUGCCAUCCUUGGCGGUGCCGAGGAAGUACUCGGUGACCUCGGCGUAAGACAGGCUAUGCGGAAUUUCCCCAAGGCCAUGUUGUAAAAUUCUGUCUCGCAUUGGAGUCGAGUCGUGUAUUUUUAGUUGCUUGAGGUGCUUUGCAAUCGUGAAUCUUCCAAGAAAGCUCUUUUCGGCAUCCAGAGGGAGCUGUUGAUCCUGUG
Ilyonectria robusta is the source of this 1868-nucleotide messenger RNA. RefSeq names its product acyl-CoA dehydrogenase/oxidase. The transcript has 4 exons. Lineage: Eukaryota; Fungi; Ascomycota; Sordariomycetes; Hypocreales; Nectriaceae. The record is from RefSeq and is a predicted model, not a curated record. Gene Ontology annotation, molecular function: flavin adenine dinucleotide binding; heme binding; acyl-CoA dehydrogenase activity. Bases 208 to 1752 code for a protein of 514 amino acids.